UAAAUGAUAACCGUGCUCAGUCCGCGUUGAUAACGCCAGACGUGAAUGUUGUUGUUUUGCGACUGUUUUGGAUACGAUCCUAAUUUUCGAAUUUUUCAACGAGUUACAUUAUUAUUUGGUGCUGCGAAUGCUAAACGAAGAAUAUCAGACGAUAGCUGGAGACAAAGACAAUUGACAAGACGCUCUGGACAAUGAUCAAUGACGUCUCACCGGUUGCAGAUUGAUAAAAGCUCAUCAAUCACUGGAGUUUUGCUGGCUCACCAGUGAGUAGUAGAGGUCAACGGUGGUGUGUGUCUUUCUAACUGAUAAUCAUCAGCUCCAAAAAAGAUGUCGCUCCGCAGCGCCAACUGCUUGUUCAUGUUGGUGGUCAACGUUUGUCUUUACAUGAGCGUUGUAUGUUUCUUCUCAUCGUCCAGUUCGAUUGUAAAUAGCCGCAUCGACAACAGUUGGCUUAACGAGUUAAAAGGGAGUAUUGACGAGACAAACAGCACUGUAGAAAUUGUUGAUAAACUUAAUAAUUAUCAAAUAUACCCCCGUAUUAUUAGUAUUGUUUCAAAAGAUUAUUUUAAAUUUUUUAAGGUAAAUCUACGAAGAACUUGUCCUUUUUGGUCAGACGACAGCAAAUGUGCUAUGAGAUAUUGUCAAGUGGAAUCCUGUCAAUUGGACGAUUUACCCAUAGGUCUGAAAGGUAAUCAUCAUAGUUUGGUAGAUGAAGAUAUGUCGAUUAAGUGUGGCUGCUGUUUCUGUCCUUCAACUUGGUCUCAAUUCCACGAUCAUAAUAAACGAAUAUAUCGCUAUAUGGAAGGGCCGCAACAAGAAGAGUGCGAAGAAGCAAUGCAAGAUGAAUUGGGUUACAUUAACACAACUAUAAGUGCUGCAGCUAUGGAGGAUUUUGCUCUCUGGCAAGCUCAUGAUGAUAUACAAGACAUGUAUUGUACGUUGCCCGACGAUGAUGGUGAAGCCGAGUAUGUUGACCUAUCUCUAAAUCCUGAGCGAUACACUGGAUACAAAGGACCUUCUGCUAAUCGCGUUUGGAACACAAUUUAUAUGGAAAACUGUUUCAGGCCAAAAAAUUUAUUUGAAGUCUACACUAUAUCAGCAAAGUUGACUGGGAUGUGUUUAGAGAAACGAGCAUUUUAUCGAGCUAUUUCUGGUCUUCAUACAAGUAUUAAUAUUCAUCUUAGUGCUCAAUAUCUAUUAUCAGAUAAAAGAUCAACAUUUUUGAACCCAUGUGGUACUGGCUUUUGGGGUCCAAAUGCCGAAGAAUUUGAACGUAAGUUUGGUCCAAAAUACACUAAAGGCGAGGGUACACAAUGGCUAAGAAAUUUAUAUUUCUUGUAUCUCCUUGAACUGAGAGCAUUACAAAAAGCUGCACCUUUACUCAAACAAGUAGAGUAUUAUACAGGAAAUGAUAAAGAAGAUGAAACUACUCGACUUGCUGUCCAUAAUUUCUUAGGAAUUAUCAAAAAAUUCCCACAACAAUUUAAUGAGCAUACCAUGUUCUUGGGUGGACAACAGGCACAAAAGUUAAAAGAAGAGUUUCGUCUUCAUUUUCGUAAUGUAUCAACCAUUAUGGAUUGUGUGGGAUGUGAUAAAUGCAGACUUUGGGGAAAGUUGCAAAUACAAGGAUUAGGAACAGCGCUGAAAAUAUUAUUUUCAAACAAAGCACGGACAAAUGGAUAUAAUGAAUUAUCUACUACUGUCAACAAGCACACAUUACAAUUAGAACGUAGUGAAAUAGUUGCUCUCUUUAAUGCGUUUGGAAGGUUAUCUACAAGUAUAUAUGAAAUAGAAAAAUUUCGGAAACUCCUGAGGUAAACAAGUUGAAAUUGUAUAAGAAAAACAUCACAACUCAAUUUGAUUUACUACAGGUGUAUAAUACAUUGUUAUCACUACAUUCCUUCCUCACUUCUCUUUUAUAAAUUUUAAAUUACUAUAAGUAUGUGAUCUGUUAAUAAUUUUAUAUUAAACCAUCAAGUAGAAAAACAUUUAACUGAAUUGAUAGGUCAAAAAACUUGGUGGUAUUUUAAUUAUUUUUAAAUGUUUUUUUUCCUGGUUCACUGAGUUUAAAUACUAUCAGUCGUAAAAAAUCUUUUUUAAAAGCUCUCUAUAUAAGAACGCAUAACAUGUUCUAUUAAUUAAUUAAAGUAAACUAAUGUUAGUUUUACAAAUACUGUUUAGUUAAACUUGUCUAUAGUCUAGUCCUUUUAUAGUAUUUGUUUUUUUUCAAAUGUCUGUUUUUUGUUUUUAUGUCUAAAAUGGUAAUUUUAUGUCUGUAAAAUUAUUGUUAUUUAUAUUUUAUACCAGGUUUUUAUAUUGUCUUAUUUAUUGUAUUUAUUUAAUCUGAGAUUUUAAUUUACUAGUUAAAUGAACUAUAGUACAUUCAAUACUCGUGCACAAAUUAUUUUUAUAUUUAUAUUAAUGGUGCGAGGUCGUGUGUAAUUUUUAACAUAGGAUAUAACAUUAUGUUUGUCACUCUAAAAAUAAUUGUUAAAACUACCAAGAGCUCAAAAUGAGACUUUUACAUAAUUAAUAUAUAUUAUAUUUGACAAAAUAGAAUAUGGUUUAUGUAAAAAUAGUGGUUACUGUGAUAUGGUAUGGAAGGUAUGAACAAAUUAAUCAUAAUAAUGUAGAUUAUGUCUAGAUUUGUGUAAAAUUUGUGUGUUGUUGAUUUAUGUACGUAUGUAUUAUGUAUCUAUGUAUUUAUUUAUUUAUUUAUUUAUUUUAUUUUAUUUUUUGUACAAUUAAGUUGAUAAUUUAUGUGCAAAUAUGUCAGAUGGCUUACUGAUAACUAUUGUUAUAAAUCCUGUUAAUUACUAAAAUAUUACUAUUGUUUUAAUAAAAUAUUCAAGUCUAUAAGAAAGAAAAAACUAUUUUAAAUUUAACAUAGUGUGAAAUUAUCUAUUCUUACAUACCAUUCUUUAAUGUUAAUUAUUGUGUUUGCAUAUAAAUUGCAUUUGUAAUGUUAGGAAAAAUGCAUGCAGAUGAUUGAUGAUCUGUAAUUCAUUAUGCUGCACCAUAAUUUAACCCAAAGUACAAUCAGUAAACAGAA
Molecule: messenger RNA, 3052 nt
Organism: Aphis gossypii (cotton aphid)
Lineage: Eukaryota; Metazoa; Arthropoda; Insecta; Hemiptera; Aphididae
Gene: Ero1L
Product: ero1-like protein
Exons: 12
Coding region: 328-1818 (496 amino acids)
Biological process (GO): protein folding in endoplasmic reticulum
Cellular component (GO): endoplasmic reticulum; endoplasmic reticulum membrane
Molecular function (GO): protein-disulfide reductase activity; thiol oxidase activity; FAD binding
Source: RefSeq, a predicted model, not a curated record